AUGCGGUCAGCUACACUACGACUAGUAACACUGGUAGGCCUGCAACGCGGCCCUGCUUGUGUGAGCGCCGAGGCCCACGGUCCUGGUACUGUUCAGGGCUACGGGUGCGGCCCCGAGCUCGGAGGCAGAAGGAAAGAUUUUGAGCUGCCAAUUGUCAGCCAGGUACCUCGCCAUGGGACUGAGUCGAGGGUCGAUAGUUGGCAGGAGGAAGAGCGAGGGUAUGGCAAGGGCGAAGUCGUGUGGAGAGCGAAGUGGACGAACAUGACAAUCGGGUUGGGAAUAAGGCAGUCUGGGCAGGAGACGGUUAUUGAGACCGCUGGAAGGAAAUCAUAAUUUGCCGAGGGUCUUGUCCUCGAUAAGUGUCAAUAGAUGUUUGUCGUCUUUCCAUCUGCUUGGGGUCGCUUCACUGGGGUAAAUGGUGCCCGUUUCCCCGCGCAGCCUCAUUCGACCGUUCUUGUUUGUUCCUCA
This is a messenger RNA of Gaeumannomyces tritici R3-111a-1, 468 nucleotides long. RefSeq lists its product as hypothetical. The record is from RefSeq and is a predicted model, not a curated record. Bases 1 to 333 code for a protein of 110 amino acids. Lineage: Eukaryota; Fungi; Ascomycota; Sordariomycetes; Magnaporthales; Magnaporthaceae. The transcript is spliced from 2 exons.